Molecule: messenger RNA, 1638 nt
Organism: Exophiala spinifera
Lineage: Eukaryota; Fungi; Ascomycota; Eurotiomycetes; Chaetothyriales; Herpotrichiellaceae
Exons: 4
Coding region: 1-1638 (545 amino acids)
Biological process (GO): secondary metabolic process
Molecular function (GO): CoA-ligase activity
Source: RefSeq, a predicted model, not a curated record
AUGCCCUUUGAUUCUACUUACCCGCCAAUAUCAAUACCUGAUGUCGACUUGUUCUCAUUCCUCUUUGAUCGAAAUGACAGAGAAUUCCCAGAUGAUCACGUCGUUCUGGUUGAUGUGACCAGUCGCACCAAGCAUACGUACAGCCAUGUCCGCGAGACAGCAGAGAAGUUCGGGAAGGGACUGAAGUUCCAUUGGAAUUGGCAAAAGGGAGACGUGAUGGCCAUCUUCAGUCCCAAUAGUGCUGAGAUAGCCUCAGCGACCUUCGGGAUCCAAUGGGCCGGCGGUGUUGUCUGCCCCUUCAACAACCAGUACACCACCGCUGAGCUUGCGUCGCAACUGGAAUCUUCUCAGUCCAAAGGUCUGCUCACGCAUGUGGCUUGUCUCCAGGUUGCACGAGAGGCUGCGCUUCUUGCUGGACUGCCUCUGAGCCAUAUCAUCCUCGUCGGUGACCAUGACCCAAAGGGACGGUUUCCACAUUACUCAAGCUUAUACAACGAUUCGACUACGACCGAGAAGGCCAGCAUUGAACCUAAGAACGACCUCGCUUUCCUCGUCUACAGCUCAGGCACCACAGGCUUACCCAAAGGGGUCAUGCUGACCCACGAAAAUGUCGUUGCAAACGUCCUACAAGUAUCGAACCCUGAUCGUGGGAACGCCAGUUGGGAGCGAGACCAAUAUUUGGGUUUCCUACCGAUGUACCAUAUCUACGGCAUCGCUGUAUCCGUGCUGGGGCCCGUCUAUCGUGGGCUCACGAUGCACAUCAUGCAAAAGUUUGAUCUGGAACAACUGUGUCAGGUCGUCCAGGAGGGCAAAAUCACCCUCGUGUACGUCGUUCCACCCGUCGUCCUCCUCCUCGCCAAACAUCCAGUGGUCAGCAAGUACGACUUGAGCUCGCUGAGGAUGUUGCAUUCCUCCGCCGCUCCACUGACCAACGACUUGGUCGAAAUGAUCCACAAGAGACUCAAGGUCCCCAUCAAGCAAGGCUAUGGGAUGUCGGAGGCGUCACCUGGAAUUGCAACUCAACCUUGGGAUGAUUGGAACAAAACGAUCGGGUCUGCCGGCACCCUUGCGCCCUCAAUGUCGAUGAAACUCGUGAACAACGGGGCUGAAGUUCCAGAUGGAGAGGAAGGCGAGAUAUGGAUAAAAGGCCCAAACAUAUUCAAGGGGUACUUCCGAAACCCCAAGGCCACAGCUGAGGCGAUAGACGUCGAUGGCUGGUACCGAACAGGAGAUAUCGGCUACGUGGACAAGGACCACAACAUCUACAUCACCGACCGGGUCAAGGAGCUCAUCAAGUACAACGGUUUCCAAGUUGCACCUGCCCAACUCGAGGGAUUACUGCUCGCGCACCCUGCGGUGAACGACGUGGCCGUCGUGGGAGUCUUCAGCCAAGAGAGAGCCACAGAAUUGCCCAGGGCAUACGUUGUUCCAGCGCAGGGCUUCAAGGGCGAUGAAAAGCUCGCAAAGGAGAUCAGCGACUGGCUUGAUCAGCGCAUAGCCCCGUACAAGCGACUCCGGGGCGGAAUCAAGUUCAUCGACAUGGUUCCGAAAAGUGCGGCCGGGAAGGUCUUGAGGCGGUUGUUGGUCGAUCAGGCAAAGAGGGAAGAGAGCCAGACACUCCGCGCUUCGAAGCUAUGA